Molecule: messenger RNA, 1389 nt
Organism: Rotaria sp. Silwood1
Lineage: Eukaryota; Metazoa; Rotifera; Eurotatoria; Philodinida; Philodinidae
Source: the annotation of a GenBank genome assembly
AUGAUGUUAUGCUUAUUUCUUAUAUUUCCUAUACUAAGUGUAACUAGUCGUUCAUUUACUAUUAAUAAUUAUUUAUCAUCAAACACGAUAACAGAUCGUAUUAUUGAAUUAGUUACUCGAGGUGCAUUUCGUGGUGUAACUUAUAAUCGUUUAGCAGCAUUAGCUGAUACAAUAGGGCCUCGUUUAUGUGGAAAUGAAUCAUUAACUAAAGCUGUUCAUUGGGUACAAAAUUCUAUGAUUGAUGAAGGUCUUGAUAAUGUUCAUAUCGAAGAAGUUCAAAUACCUCAUUGGAUACGAGGUGAAGAACACGCUCAAUUGGUUCAACCCCGUUAUACAAAAUUGUCAAUGCUUGGUUUAGGUAAUUCAGUUGGUACGGGACCAAAAGGUAUUCAAGCACCUGUACUUGUUGUUCGAUCAUUCGAUGAAUUAAAUGCAAGAUGUGAAGAAGCUCGAAAUAAAAUUGUUGUUUUUAAUCCUCAAUGUGAUUGGCAAACACAACCACUUGGUUGUUAUGGUCCUGUUGUUGGUUAUCGUGUUGCUGGAGCAUCACAUGCAGCUAAAUGUGGAGCAUUAGCUUCUCUUAGUCGAUCAGCUGCAUCACGUUCAAUUGAUUCACCACAUACAGGUGUUAUGGCAUAUGAUCCAGCAUAUCCAAAAAUUCCAGCUGGAUCACUUUCAGUGGAACAUGCUGAUAUGCUUGAUCGUUUUCAACAACGAAAUCAAUCUAUGGAAAUUUUUCUCUAUAUGGAAGCACAAACAUUGCCUGAUGUUAUUGGUUAUAAUCUUGUAGCUGAAGUAAAAGGUUCAACAUUACCUGAUGAAACUGUUCUUGUUAGUGGUCAUUUAGAUAGCUGGGAUGUUGGUCAAGGAGCUAUGGAUGAUGGUGGUGGUGCAAUGAUUUCUUGGACUGUUCUUUCUUUACUUCAUUCAUUAAAUAUUCGAGCUAAACGAACAAUACGAUGUGUUCUAUGGUCAUGUGAAGAAUUUGGUGGUGUUGGUGCUGAUCAAUAUUUUAAUGCGCAUGAAAAUGAAGUAUCGAAAAUGAGUAUUGUUAUGGAAUCAGACCUUGGAGUAUUUCAUCCACAAGGUUUGCAGUUCCAAGGCAAACCUGAAGCACAACAAAUUAUAAAAAACAUAUCAAAACAAUUGACAUCAAUCAAUGCAACUCAAGUGGUGUCAGGGGGUGGUGGUGAAGACAUUGGACCAUGGAUGCAACAUGGAGUUCCUGGUGCAUCACUUCUUAAUGAUAAUUGGGAUUAUUUUGCAUAUCAUCAUUCGAAGGGUGAUACAAUGAAUGUACUUAAUUCAACUGAUGUUGACCUAGCAGCAGCUGUUUGGGCUGUAUAUGCUUAUUCUAUUGCUGAUCUUGAUAAUCUUUUACCCCGUUAG